Messenger RNA from Tilletiopsis washingtonensis, 1320 nucleotides. RefSeq names its product putative eukaryotic translational release factor 1. Gene Ontology annotation, biological process: cytoplasmic translational termination. Lineage: Eukaryota; Fungi; Basidiomycota; Exobasidiomycetes; Entylomatales. Gene Ontology annotation, cellular component: translation release factor complex; cytosol. The transcript has 10 exons. Gene Ontology annotation, molecular function: translation release factor activity, codon specific; sequence-specific mRNA binding. The coding region runs from base 1 to 1320 and encodes 439 amino acids. The record is from RefSeq and is a predicted model, not a curated record.
AUGGCUGCCCAGGGCCAAGAUGCCGACCAGAACAUCCAGAUCUGGAAGGUCCGCAAGCUCGUCAAGAGCCUCGACGCCGCUCGCGGCGCCGGCACCAGCAUGAUCAGCCUCGUCAUCCCGCCCAAGUCGCAAAUCAGCCAGUUCUCCAACAUGCUGACGCAGGAGUACGGCACGGCAAGCAACAUCAAGUCGCGCGUCAACCGCCUCUCGGUGCUCUCGGCCAUCACCUCGACGCAGCAGCGCCUCAAGCUCUACAACCGAGUGCCGCCCAACGGCCUCGUCAUCUACUGCGGCACCAUCCUCACCGACGAGGGCAAGGAGAAGCGUGUCAACUUCAGCUUUGAGCCCUUCAAGCCGAUCAACACCUCGCUCUACCUCUGCGACAACAAGUUCCACACCGAGGCCCUCUCUGAGCUGCUCGAGAGCGACGCAAAGUACGGCUUCAUCAUCAUGGACGGCAACGGCAGUCUGUUUGGCACGCUCAGCGGCAACACGCGCACGGUGAUUCACAAGUUCACCGUCGACCUGCCCAAGAAGCAUCGACGUGGUGGUCAGUCGGCGCUGCGUUUCUCGCGUCUGCGAGACGAGGCGCGGCACAACUACGUGCGCAAGGUCGCCGAGGCCGCCGCGGGCCACUUUCUGACGGACAACAAGUGCAACUGUGCGGGCCUCAUCCUUGCCGGCUCGGCCGAGUUCAAGACGGAGCUGGGCCAGUCGGACCUCUUCGACCCGCGCCUGGCCGCCAAGAUCAUCCGCACCGUCGACGUGUCGUACGGCGGCGAGAAUGGCUUCAACCAGGCGAUUGAGCUCUCCGCCGAGUCGCUGGCCGCCGUGCGCUUCAUCUCCGAGAAGAAGCUCCUCACGGCCUACUUUGAGCAGAUUGCCCUCGAGACGGGCAAGUACUGCUUCGGCAUCGACGACACGUUCAAGGCGCUGGAGCUGGGCGCCGUCGAGAACCUCAUCGUGUGGGAGAAUCUCGAGACGAUGCGCUACACGCUGCGCGACUCGGAGGGACGCACAAACAUCCUCAUGCUCACAAAGGAACAGGCGGCCGACAAGAGCCGCUUCCAGGACAAGGCGACGGGACAGGAGAUGGAGCAGGCCGAGGAGCCCGUGACGGUGCUGGAGUGGCUGGCCGAGAACUACAAGCAGUUCGGCACGAAUUUGGAGUUCGUGACGGACAAGUCGCAAGAGGGCCUGCAGUUCUGCAAGGGCUUCGGCGGCAUUGGCGGCACGCUGCGCUACAAGGUGGCCUUUGAGGACAUGGCCGUGUUCGAGGAUGACGAGGAUGAGUUCAUGUCCGACUCGGACGACGAGUGA